Molecule: messenger RNA, 1074 nt
Organism: Symbiodinium sp. CCMP2456
Lineage: Eukaryota; Dinophyceae; Suessiales; Symbiodiniaceae
Source: the annotation of a GenBank genome assembly
GAGUCAUCAGCAUGGAUGGCCUUGACCCUGCGCAGGAACAGGAAGCGCAACACAACCUGGAGUUGGCAGUCGACGUUGCCAUUCGCAGCAGAUGCUGUGGAGAAGCGAGGGAAUGUGGCCGCAACUCUACAGUUUGCAGGACUUCUUACUCAGGUUUGUGCUUGGAUGAGCAUCAGAGGAAACCCUGGCAGCCCGCCGAAGGCAAUAUUUCAUUUCGCCGCGCUGCUUGAACUGGGUGCUGCAGCUGCCUCAUUGGCUGCUUUUGUCUGCUUUCUCUCACACUUCCACAACAGGCUUCACUUGCUCACCGCGGAGUUCAUCUUUGCCCAGACCGACGGCUCGGUAUUGAUUUGGCCCGCAGAUUUCCAACUGCAGCUUGGACCGUGUGCUGUUUUCCUGGCCACUGGUGGCACCUUGUCACUGCUAUCUAGCUUCCUGCUGUUGAACUCCCAUGCAGCGAAGCGGACACGAAAGGAAGAUACCGUACAAAGAGUGCGACGACCCCCACUGCACCGGUCCAAGACAUCCACUCGAGCCGCAGGUGAACUUCUCUUCGAGGCAUCAGUGUUGAAGAUGAAGUCACACGACCGUCGGAUCGUUGCAGCUGUGCUGGUAGCCAUGACCCUUCUUGCUCUACUCUUGGGCUUGAUGGCAUUUCUACUGGGUCGCGGGGGGGUCGAGGACGGCGUCAGCAAGGCUUUUCGUGGACCUCAAGAUGGUGUUAGGCGAACUGCUUUGGUUGCCCAAGCUAUAUCUCAUGCUGUCGGAGCCUCGACGAGGAUGCUCGGUCGAGGAAUCGGGGUGGUCACCUCCUUUGCAGGAGCGGUGUUCCAAAAGGCUGCUGCCGGUACUCAUGUUCUUGUAGCUGUGGUGACCCCGUGGCAUCGGAUGCUGCAGCAUGCUGUGUUCCAAGCGUUUUCAGGCAUCGGGCAAGCAGCAAAGUGGCUUGCAGAUGCUGCAGAUGCGGCUGCGCAAAGUCCAUCUGCUACAGCCAAGGCAGUCCCGGAGUUGCGAGUCACACAGGAGGCUCAUGGCAACUUUAUGGAGCGGCUGCGUGGCGGAAAAAAAAAAUAA